Messenger RNA from Lecanosticta acicola, 1829 nucleotides. Lineage: Eukaryota; Fungi; Ascomycota; Dothideomycetes; Mycosphaerellales; Mycosphaerellaceae. The record is from the annotation of a GenBank genome assembly.
AUGUCGAAAGACAGCAAAAGCGACAAGAACAAGGUCGGGAAGAAGGCCAAGAAGUCCACAAAGAGCGACCAGAGAUCGAAAGAGAACAAACAGCGUGCUGCAGCAGCAGCGUUCAGUCUGCUAGCCGACGAGAAGACCAUAGACCAGAGUCUUUCCUCUCUAUUCGCAGUCAAGGUACGGUCCAACGCGACGCUUACUGUCUCAAUGCUAAAAAUCUACAGCAACCCCCCGUGAAGGCAAAACCGGCCCCCUUGACGGAAAAGCCGGCAAAACAACCAAACUCCAGCGACCAACGUGAAGAGGAAGACGACAAUGACGCCGAGCUUUCCGAGAUCGAGGAGGACCUCAGCGAAGAUGCAGCCAAUCCUUCCGAUGAUGGAGCCGAGUCCACAGCCGAAGAAGAGGAAAGUUUUCCUAAGCGAGGCUUGGAUACUUCUACACAAGAGCGAGAGUCUGCAGAGGUUGACAACAAGUCUAAGCGCAAGCGCAAGAGAAGAGAUGCAGACGAGGAGCUCGAAAAUGUCUAUAUGACGAGGCUUGUUCGCGAGGAGGAGAGGGAAAACGAAAAACUAGCUGCUGAGCGUGCCGCAAAGCGCCAAAGGCAGGACGCAGAGGCAGGAGCUUCUGAGAACCUGGACAACGACGGCGACAGCAGUGAUGUGGAGGAGGCGGCAGAUGAGAGUGACAGCGCGGAAGGGGAAGACAAACAUAACAGUGCAGAGAUGUCGCCUCCGCCUCAGCAUGAGACGCGACAGCAGGCAGAUGAGGAACUCGACAAGGCCAACCGUACCGUCUUCCUGGGAAACGUCUCUACCGCAGCGAUCACUUCCAAGGCCUCGCGCAAGCUCCUUCUCAGUCAUCUCGCCUCCUUCUUCACGGCCCUCGCAUCUUCCAGUGGUAGUGCCACACCGAAGGUCGAGUCGAUACGCUUUCGCUCCACUCCUUACGCCGCCGCAAUUCCGAAGAAAGCAGCAUACGCCAAACAAGAACUCAUGGACGCGACAUCCAAAUCGACUAAUGCCUAUGCUGUCUACUCUUCGUCCCAUCUCGCUCGCGAAGCCGCCAAGCGUCUCAAUGGCACUGUAGUGCUCGACAGACAUCUGCGAGUUGACGAAGUUGCCCACCCUGGCAAAAUCGAUAAUCGUCGAUGCAUAUUUGUGGGCAACCUUGGUUUCGUCUCAGAUGAAUCCAACAUCCAAGCAGCAAACGAAGAAGAAGGCCGCGAGAAACGCAAACCCGGCAAGGAACCCGCCGAUGUCGAAGAAGGUCUCUGGCGUACGUUUGGGAAAUGCGGCAAAGUUGAAUCCGUUCGCGUCAUUCGCGACAGCACGACGCGCGUCGGUAAGGGCAUUGCAUACGUUCAGUUCGAAGACGAAAAUUCCGUCGAAGCAGCUCUUCUUUACAAUGAGAAGAAGUUCCCGCCGAUGCUGCCCCGGAAGCUGCGCGUCUCGCGAGCGAAAGCACAGAAGCGCAACGCGAAGCCGGGGUCUGGUAGACCUUCGACAUCGAAGCCCGCAGCAACCGGCUACCAACGCAAGCUCACCGGAGAAGAAGCUUCCAAGUUGGGCAGGGCAAGCAAGCUCUUCGGCCGCGCCGCGGCUGCGAAUGGGCGGAGGACAGACAAGACGCCGAGGCCUGACCGAGCCCAGAGACCGUCGACAGCACUGGGAGAGGGCAUCAAGAAGCCGGAGAACUUCAUCUUCGAAGGUCAUCGCGCCACUGCCCGUCAGGGAAAGAGCGGGCUCAAGCUCGCGGGCAAACAUGCUGGGAAGAAGAACAAGGUCACGAAGAGGAGUGCUUCGUACAAGGCGAAAAAGAGGCCUUCGUAG